AUGAAUUCAUCAGCUCAAGUUCUACGAGAUGCUGUUUUUCAUCGUGGAAGACAUAACAUCCAUGUACUCUGCUCAAACUAUGAAAACGUUGGCGAUCUAUCUGAACGACAAAGCGGAUUUCUUGGUCCAUUGAUUGGUGACGUUGGCAGUGUUUCUGAACCACUCACCAAAAAGUUGAUUGAACAAAACCAAAAGAAACUAUAUCUCCGAUUAUUCUAUCUGAACAUACCGACAGAAAAUACCUCCUUUGUUCAUGGCUUUGUUUUUUCUCCAUCUCAGUGUGUUUCAACUGUGAGGCAAGCUUUUCACUCAGCAAAUCUUGCCCUGAAGCAUAUACCCAACUACCAGUCCAACCAUUUUUUCGGCGUUCCACAAUGUGAAGACUCUUCAAAUCACAUCUCCGUGGACAAUUGUCGUCAAGUCCCAGGCUGCAAGACAAAACUCAUGGAUCAUCAACUGCAAGCAGUCAGCUUCAUCCGAAGGAGUGAAUCCAAACUUGUCUCGAUACCGCAUGAAAUAUGGAAUCACCCAAACAAUCGGUGGGCCAAACGAGUUUAUGAGGACGCUGUGAGGACCGGCAAUCUUGAUGAUACGAUUGACUUCGGGGGUAAAGGAUGUAUCCUGGCGGAUGAUAUGGGUCUAGGAAAAACUCUAACAACUUUAUCAGCUAUCCAACUCUCAGCCACGGAGGCACUCAAAUUCUCAGAACAACGACCUGAUGAGCAAAGUACAAUGCGAAGCUCAGCAACCUUGAUAAUCUGUCCACUUUCGACACUCGAGAACUGGAAAAACGAAAUCAACAUCCACUUUGGAAAUAAUCUUCCUUUCAUAGUCUAUUAUGGUAAAGAAAAAAGCGGAAUAGAAUUCAAGAAUAUUUCUCAAGUGGCAGUUGUACUGGCAACAUACGAGUCUGUUACGAUUGCAAGCAGGGGAGGAAAUAGCCAAGAGUUGCAGGGAAGGAGCAAGGAUAUAAAGGGUAGAGGGAUGGGUUUGGAUUUGUCCAAUAUUGAAUGGUUUUGUAUUGUACUUGAUGAAGCACAGUAA
Puccinia graminis f. sp. tritici CRL 75-36-700-3 is the source of this 1044-nucleotide messenger RNA. RefSeq lists its product as uncharacterized. Lineage: Eukaryota; Fungi; Basidiomycota; Pucciniomycetes; Pucciniales; Pucciniaceae. Bases 1 to 1044 code for a protein of 347 amino acids. The transcript has a single exon. Gene Ontology annotation, molecular function: ATP-dependent chromatin remodeler activity; ATP binding. The record is from RefSeq and is a predicted model, not a curated record.